AUGGAUCCGGUAACUCUCCAAUUCCCGAUAAUAUUAACCGCCGCCGCCGAUAUCGCCGCCGAUGAGCUGCCGGAAACUGCCGCGGAGCUCAAAGACGACAUUCUCGAAGAAAUCCUGUCGUGGCUGCCGGCGAAGUCUGUUCUCCGGUGGAAGAGCGUGAGCAAGCCAUGGCAGCGGAUGCUCGACAAGCCUGUUUUCUCGCGAAUCCACUUCUCCAGAGCUCCGGCCUGCCCUCUCCUCGUCUCCGGCGGGCGAUCGGUCUGCAGAUCCUGCCGGAUUCUCCAUCUGGUGGAGGGGCGGAGCGUCUCCGAUCUCGAUUCCGGCGCCUGGAGCUCAAGGCUGAUCUCUCGAUUCGACAUCCGCACGCGCGCCGCCGCGGCGGCGGAGCCGCCGAAGGUGCAGGAUGUUUUCCUCCGCCCCAACACCAACGCGACCUCCUGCGAGGGAUUGCUCUGCUGGACCGCCUACGAUCAGAAUCGCGGCGAUUGCAUUGUUGUAUGCAAUCCGAUCACGGCGGAAUACGUCUCGCUCUCGUCAUCGCCGAUGGAUGAGGACGACAUCUACGCCUUCGUCGGGAUGGGGUAUAGCGCUGCGAAGAAGCGAUUCGAGCUUCUGAGGAUGGCGGCGAGGGCGGACGAUGAGGAGGAGGAUAUGUUUUUCUGGCCGGAGAUUCAAUCCGUUGGAGGAAACGGCGACGGGAGCUGGAGGCGCGUUGGCGGAGGAACCUCUCAGUAUGUUUUAUGCCGAACGAUUUCGCAGGUGGUUUACGUCUCCGGUGGGGUUUACUGGAGCUACGAUGGCUACUCGGUCGUUUGCUGCUACGAUUUCGACAACGCUCUGUUUCAGAUCGUCGCGUUGCCUAAAAUGAGCCUCUCGAUGCUCGAAACCAACAGCAUUGCCUCGAAGAGCAUGAGUUUAGGUGUGUUGGAUGGCGCCCUCUGCGCGUCCCUUGUCUGCCCGGGGGAUGGCCAUGUCGAGCUCUUCGUGCUGGAGGGUGCCAACACCGGGCUGCAGUGGAGGAAGCUCUACGAUGUGGAGACGAGGACGACGUUUUUGGAGCACGCGGGCGUUCUGUGGCCGAGGGGGCAGUACAAGGCGAUCAAGUACCUGAGCCGGGGCGAGAUCUUGAUGCACGACUGGAGGGGGAAGUUUGUGAUCUACAACCCGGUCACGAAGGAGGAGAGGCACGUGUGCGUGCUGGAGGAUUCGCGGCUUGAGGAGGAUCUGAGGAACGACGGGGUUGAUGAUCUGCAGGUCGUGUCUCACGUCCCGCGCCUCGGGAGGCUGAGGGAGGCCUUGAAUGUGGGUGAGGAGGAAGUGCAGGUGAUGAAGGGCUUGAAUUUGUAUGAUGAAGAGGAGCAGAGGUCUCUUGAGGAAGAUGAAUGAAAUUUGUUGUAAUACUAUAUUUGAAGUGAAUUGCAAAACUAGAAUAGAAAGGUGUGCUGUCUCUGCUGUGUAACAGAGCCUUGUAUUAUAGAAUCAAAUAUUAAUCUAUUCCAAAUCAAUUCCA
This is a messenger RNA of Salvia hispanica, 1510 nucleotides long. RefSeq names its product putative F-box protein At2g02030. Lineage: Eukaryota; Viridiplantae; Streptophyta; Magnoliopsida; Lamiales; Lamiaceae. The record is from RefSeq and is a predicted model, not a curated record. Gene Ontology annotation, molecular function: protein binding.